AUGAACAAUAACCACAAACCAGUAAAACCAGUAAAGGUCCAGGACUGCGCCGCACAGACGUUUGUUUAUCUUCUGAACAAACUCGAACCCUCUGGACUCGCUCCUGACUCUUUUCAUCAUCGGCAGAUUUACGGUCACCGACACGCUCGGCUGCGACGCCAGUUAGCGUCUGUCAAAGCCAACAAUUUCUCCUCAGCUCAACUCGGGGCCGAGUCCCCGCCAGAGAGAGGUGCAUUGUGGGUAAAGGCUCACGGUGACAUCACUGGAAAGUGGCUUGAUGAGUUUGAAGCAGCUGCAGAAACAAACACACACACACACACACACACACACACACACACACACACAUGGGUUCUGGUUUUCAGCACAUGUGAAACUCUAGUGUGGGACCAGAGGAGGAGGUGCUGCAAACUGGACAGUUAACUGGUUUUUAAUUGUUGUUUUUAUUAUUAUUAUUAUUAUUAUUAUUAUUAUUAUUUAUUAUUAUUAUUAUUAUUAUUUAUUAUUCCUGUAUUUCAGUAUCUUCUGUCUUAAAUCUGACUCAGACGGUGAAUCUGCUGGUUCUGCCCGUCAGUCUUACUGUACAGUACUUCAUUACCCUGCCUCCAGAACAUGAGCUCAGACUGAAACCCGAGCUCUGUUCUGCGGUCGCUGACGUUCCUCUUAAUGAGGAUUCCUCCAGAGGUGUGGAUCACGUGGGUUCACACCUCCAGGAUCAGAAUUACAGAGAGUUACGGAUCAGACGGGAGAGUCCGAGACAAACGAAACAAACAUCACACACUCAAAUCUGCAGAGUUCAAUAUAUAUAUAUGUGUGUAUAUAUAAAUAUACAUAUAUAUAUAUAUAGAACCUCUAAUCUAAGAUAAGCAAAGAUGAGCUGUUUAGUUUCCUAAUUUCUUCUUAUUUCUGUUCUCCUUCCAUUUGUUUUUGUAAGUGUUAAACUGUAAAACCCCCACAGGGAUAGAUAAAGUAUUCUGGUUCUGGUUCUGGUUCUGGUUCUGGUGGUCCACAAACUCAGCUGAUGGAUGCAGCAGCACCACCAUGAAGCACAUGAAUGAGAACUAUCAUGAAGUCCUCUGAUUGGAUGGACAUGAAUAACAAACGUGUGUGUGUGUGUGUGUGUGUGUGUGUGUGCGUACCUGUCUAAACUUCUGCGCUGUGAUUGGCUGACGACCUUUCUCACCAUUGGACAGCUCGGACCGCCUCCAGCGCUCUGUGAGUGGAUUCAGACUUUGUGUUUUUUAUUUUCUCUAAAUUACAGAAUAAAUUCAAUAAACCGCUCAGAUGGAUCCUGAUGUGUAAAUAAGAUUUUUAAACUUUAUUUCGUUAAUUUUAUUAGAUUUCUUUAGCAGCACCGAGUCACAGAAAACACUGAAAUGUCAAAGACGUCAGAUCAGACCUGUUUCUGGAUUUCUGAUUUGAGGUUAAAUCUGAUUAUUAGUCUGUUUUUAAUUCCCUCUAUAUCAGGAUAAAUUUGACCCGUUUGUGUAGAUUUGGACAUUUAAAAACAAUCGUAUAAUAAUCUUUAAAGAUGUUUUUUUACAGUGAGCAGAGUGUGGACCCUCAUAUAUCCAGACCCUGAUGAGUCCAUGUUUGAGUCUCUCUUCCUUCCUGUUCAGGUCAGAGGAUCAUAAAUCCCGCCAUCAUCACCGCCCUCGCUUCAAUCACUGAACCUUUUGUCUGCCAGUCUUUGAACUGA
Molecule: messenger RNA, 1696 nt
Organism: Xyrichtys novacula (pearly razorfish)
Lineage: Eukaryota; Metazoa; Chordata; Actinopteri; Labriformes; Labridae
Source: the annotation of a GenBank genome assembly